Orbicella faveolata is the source of this 1871-nucleotide messenger RNA. RefSeq lists its product as uncharacterized. NCBI's taxonomy places the organism in Eukaryota, Metazoa, Cnidaria, Anthozoa, Scleractinia, Merulinidae. The record is from RefSeq and is a predicted model, not a curated record.
GGGGAAGCUUGAGUACGAAUGCCUAAGCGUGAUCCAUGUAGGCGUUCCUGGAGCAUGCUCCCCCUUAAGUCCUCUGAAAUGACAGGAAGGACUUUUGUAAUCAAUUAGCGUAUUGCUAUACAGUUGCAUACUUUCAGCACUUACAAAAAAAUGAUGAUUUUUCUACACAACAGUAUAGAAAUUUAUUAUCCGCACUUUAAUUUCGCUUUCAAAUCCCAGGUGAAGCGAACGAUUUAUUCCACUGAAUUUAACGUUUAAUGGACAAUGGAUCUAACAGGUUUCUCUCAACAACAUUCAUCUUCAAUCAAAACGGAAACAAACAAAUGCGGCAAAUCAAAACUACGAGUCAUUGAGGCAAUGUAUUUUCCUUAGCAGUCUAGUCUUUUCACAGGAUAUGAUUGUUCUCCAGUCCUCCUUGCAUAGUGUAUGCAUUCUCCUCUUCACCGAGUUUUUUUUGUAAAAUUGCAUCAAAGAAUGAGUUGAAAUUUAAGUCGUUUUAUAUCUUCUCCAGGACAGAAACAAUCAGUUUAUCACCUACGUUCAUUUGUGCUGGGCACCCAAUAAUCCGUCUACAUAUAUCCGACUGAAGAUUCCCCGUCAAACUUUGGCUCUUGAUUUUCAGGUUUACUUAAGAACUGAAAAAGAAUGAGUGGGAGGGGGAGGGGGUUGAUUAAGCCCCCAGCCCCUCCCCCUGCGCGGUCCCUGUAAGCGUUAGGUUGUCCGAAACUUUUUAACCCGCUGGUCAUGCAUCAAUGACAUUGCUAAGGACUGUACAACAGAUCUGACGCGUGAUCGCUUUGUAAGUAAUUCGCGGGAGUUCGUGGAUUACAUGAUCAGCAACAAAAGAUACAAAAACACCUCAGGUGCUCAGCGAAGAACAAGACCAAACUGAAUGAGACAAUGAACAGCGGACAAGAAGGCCUGAUGGCUGUCCGAGAAGAACGUGUCAGGGAAGGAGGAAUUGAAAAGACCAGCACAACAUUUGUAGCCGCAACCGAUGAAGGUGUCUCUACACUUCACUACACACAAAUCAAUACUGCAGGGGCAAGCGGCGUUUUUCAGCCUACUGUGCCAAGGAUGGAAGCCUGGCUUCCUCACCCAGCGCCAAUAGCACCUCCAGGUAUCCUUCCUUCUGCGCCCCAGCUUGAAUCUGAUGCGCGAAAGAAAAGCUGUUCAAACUGCCUCGAGAACUUUUGUUGUUUGUAUGACACUAAUUCCAAGUGGUAUGAGUUCUCAGGGAAAGGUUUUUGGUGUGUGCUGUUCCUUCUGGUGGGAUAUUUGAUUGUCGGAGUUAUUGUGUUCGCAUUGGCGAUCCUUUACUUUGUCUGUAAAGUCAUGGAAGCACUGGAUUCAAGAGCUAACUCGAGUAGACGCUCGAGCACAAGCUCGUGCUCGUGUUGAUGCAGCUGUUAUGGAUGUCAGACGUGACUAAAGAACAACUUAAGUCAAUUUGUUGCAGAGACAUCAUAAGUGCUAUCCAGUAUUGUCAGGAAUAAUAAAUGUAGGAUGACUAACAAAGGAUGAACCUGAAACUAGACUUCAUAUAUUUUAGAUUUGAAAAGCUAUCGAUUGAUGUCUUUAACCCACAGGAAGAAACAGCGACAACAGAACUAAGAAAGAGUUCACUGACUCAGAAAGCUCGACUUGUUACCAGCCUGAUCUUAACUGAAUCAAAUUUUGUUCAACCUUGAGCCAAAGAAGUGAAAAUGCGAGUAUUGUAUUUCAGUGCUACCCACAGUGUCAAAUAUUUUAAUACGAACUGAGAGGUUGAGGUCCACAAAACGUCCACAUCGAGAUUCAGUCUGGCCAUUGUACUGUUUCUGUUGUUUGACUGUCUUAAACGCCUUUUAUAAGUAAAAAUGGUUUUGGUA